Messenger RNA from Colletotrichum navitas, 1182 nucleotides. RefSeq lists its product as uncharacterized. The transcript has a single exon. Lineage: Eukaryota; Fungi; Ascomycota; Sordariomycetes; Glomerellales; Glomerellaceae. The record is from RefSeq and is a predicted model, not a curated record. Bases 1 to 1182 code for a protein of 393 amino acids.
AUGAUUGACGAUUUCAGCUCGUACGACAUGAGUGACAUCAUUCCCCCGCUGGAAGGGCUCCCGUCCAUCAUCCGGCUCUCGUCCUUCUUCGGAGACGCGCCGUCCUUCCUGUCGACGGGGGCGACGGACGGCAGCGAGGGCAAGCCGGGGGAGAUGGAAAAGGGGGACAAGAGCCCGAGGGGGCGCAAAGACAGCGUUAUGAUGGAGGUGUACGGGUCGGGAUCCGGGUCGUCGGCGUCGGCGUCGGCGUCUUCGGUGGCGUCGUGCAAGAAGCCCGUGGUGACGGUCCGGAAGCGGGUCCUUGGCGUCGACGAGAAGGGAGAGAGCAGCCGCUCGGCGGAAGGAGUCCUCAGCCCUUGGGACGGCAGCAAGGACGACGAGCACAAGAUCAAGGACAAAGACAGCGACGACGACACAAGGGAGAAGGCCCCGGGCUCUGCAGCACCCCGGCGCAGCCGCUUCGUCGAGGACCUCGAGGGCCUGCGGGCCGAGGUGGUAGGCAGGACACCCGCCGAGAUGUGCCAGCAGAUCUGCCUGCCCGAAGCGGCGGGAAUGGCUGCCAAAGGCGCCGGGUCGGUCAAGCUGUGUUUCCCGCCCGACGUCGCUAUCCCCGUCCCGCCGCCGAAGAAGGAGCUGCUGCAGCCGGCUCUCAAAGAGGGCCGUCCGCCACCGUCCACGACAUCGUCUCCCGGGCGGUUGUGCCACCAUGACGGCGCAUGUGUACGGAAGAAGGGGCGGCGCAGGAGGAAAUUUGCCCGGGCCGUCGUGCGGCUAGCCACGAAGCCGGCUCGGUGGCGCAGGGAGGACAAGGGGAAGAGGCGGGCCGCGUGCGAGGUCUGCGGCGACGACACGCCGCCGGACCUGCGGAGCGGCUGGGAGCAGGGGCAGGACGGGGUCGCUCCGGGGUCCGACGGCGAUUCGGGCGCCGCGGACGAGAUCGCCGAGUUGCUGAGCCUGCUGUACGACAAGGACGAGACCGAGAGCAGCUGGCGGUGUAGUGGCUGCGGCCAGAAGGUCGGCGAGGAGCUGAUGUGGGAGGGGGACGAGGACGCUCGGAUGAAGAAGACCGACGGGACCACACCCGGCUUGAAGGAGGAGACGGUGAACCAGGACUCUGAAAAUGUUGCAGCUGGUCUCAUGGAGAUGCCGGAGGCCUGGUGGGCAAGACAUUUUCGGCUGUAA